Megalobrama amblycephala (Wuchang bream) is the source of this 1405-nucleotide messenger RNA. RefSeq names its product olfactory receptor 52Z1-like. Gene Ontology annotation, molecular function: olfactory receptor activity; G protein-coupled receptor activity. NCBI's taxonomy places the organism in Eukaryota, Metazoa, Chordata, Actinopteri, Cypriniformes, Xenocyprididae. The coding region runs from base 210 to 1154 and encodes 314 amino acids. Gene Ontology annotation, biological process: G protein-coupled receptor signaling pathway. The transcript has a single exon. The record is from RefSeq and is a predicted model, not a curated record. Gene Ontology annotation, cellular component: membrane.
UUAUCCAGCUCACCUGAAAAAUCUGUGAUAUUUGUUUUGAAAUGAAUUAUGAAUAUUUUUCCUGUCUCUGAUAUUUACAGUAGCCACAUACAAGGAGGGCCUGUUCAUCUGCUUAAAACUUGUUCCCAUUUUAUACAACUGAUUUAAACUACUUGGCAAGAAUGUAAUUUACCAUUUUUUACUACAGUGUGCUGAACAAUUUAAAGAAGAUGACAAACUCAUCGAUUGUGUCAUCAGUCAUGCUGGAGGUCCUUUACAGAAUGGAUGAUCUUAAAUACCUUUACUUCAUGAUCUUUUUUGUCUUGUACAUGUUUGUACUCUUUGCUAACACCACUCUGAUUUUUAUCAUAAUUACUGACAAAGCUCUUCAUAAACCUAUGUAUGUCUUUCUAUGUAACUUGGCUGUAAAUGGCAUCUAUGGUGGCACAGCUUUGCUUCCAUCCUUGAUGGGUACUUUAAUGUCUCCUUCUCAUGAGGUAUCUUUGGCAUGUUGUAAGGCUCAAACGUAUUUCCUGCACACAUAUGCUAUCAUAGAAUUCACCAUUCUGUCAGUGAUGAGCUAUGAUCGCUAUGUGGCCAUCUGCUACCCGCUACAGUAUCACAGUAUUAUGACAAUCACAAGGGUGUAUAAACUAAUUGCUUUCUCGUGGGGUUAUCCUUUAGUGGCAUUCGCUUUGUUUUUUAUUCUGACUCUGCGCUUGACAAUCUGUAGAAACAUAAUUGGGCGAGUGUAUUGUUCCAACUAUUCUCUUGUCAAACUGUCCUGUGAUGACACAAAUGUUGUGAGUGCUAUUGGAUUGUUUUCUGUUGUUGUAUACACGUUUCCUCAGCUUGCGAUGACCCUCUACUCAUAUGGACAUAUUCUAAAAAUAUGCUUUACUGCCACUAAAAAGUCUAAAAUAAAAGCACUGAAGACCUGCACACCACACUUAUUUGCAAUAUUGAACUACAGUGUGGGCUGUUUUUUUGAAAUUGUACAAAGUCGCUUUGACACAAGUUAUCUUCCCUUUGAAACACAAAUAGUUAUGUCACUUUAUUUCUUGAUAUUUCCUCCUAUUCUGAAUCCAGCCAUUUAUGGGCUGAGUGUUCAGGCUCUGAGAGCCAAUAUUUUUAGACUUUUUAGCUCUAAGAACAAGUUAUUGCCUUUGAAAUAGGAUCUUUGUUAUUUUCUAGAUGAAAAAUAUGCAUGUUUUCAAAUAUUUCAUUAUGUCAAUAAACAGCUGACGUUCCCAACAUUUGUGAACAAUAUCUGACUAUAAGUCAUAUGCAAGACGAUGUGUUGCCCUCUGAAAUGCAGUAGUCAGUUACUGUCACCAUUCAUGAUAACAAGCACAUAGUUUUACUUUGUGUUCUGUUACUCGCUUUACUGAGAAAUGUGGGGAAAAUAGGGGGAAGUUGGGUAUGG